UCUCUGUCUGUCCCUGUUUCAGAUUAUAGAGAAGUUGGCUGUGGACCUAUGCCUCCUCUCUCCUCGUCCGAUAUGGCUGCCAGGAGACCGGUUAGCCCCAGCAUUGUGUGUGGACACCAGUCAGAAGAGAGUGGCCCCCACCUCCUAUCUUUAAGUCCCCCAUCUCUCUUGGCCAGCUACUGCUGUCACUAAGGAACUAGGCUACUCUCUGCAUAGUAGGAGUUUUUGCACCUCUCCUUCACAGGACGACACAGGAGCUCUACCUUUUGAAUUUGAGUCUUCUCUGUCUCACGCUCAUACUCUCCUGUCGCCUCCCUAUUUCUCUCUCCAUCUCUCGGGGGUUGUUCAUGUCGCACAGGGACCUUGCUUACAGGUCUGACACUUUUUCGUUGUUGCUUUAGAGUCAUUUUGUAUCAUCACUUCCCCUGUCUGAGAGGAUGAAGGAGCAGGAACAUUGGAGAAGAUGAUUCUUUGGGCUGGCCUGCUCCCCUGGGGUUAAGGAAAUUGUCAAUGGUCGCCACUCAAUGCCACAUAGAGCCUCAACUCAACGGGAGAAGUAGUGGAAGAAUACGUUUGGUUCACCACAACAUUUGAGUUCCAGUGCUGUCUUAGCCCGUGGAAGUAGCUGUGGAGUACCUGGGUCUGUGCAUCUGGGACAGAUAAUCAUGGGCAAUGCCGCUGGGAGCAUGGAUGUGCCACCGGGGAAGGAGGUGAAGACGGUGUCGGCCCCCCCAGGCUCAGGGCCCCCCCAGAAAAAGGCGGCAAGCCCCAAACUCCCCAUGCCUGCCGAGGAGGAGUUAGAGGAGCACUUCAAUGCAGUGCUGAACUCCAUGAAUCUGCCUCCAGACAAGGUGAAGAUCCUGUGUCAGUAUGACAACGAGAAGAAGUGGGAACUGGUCUGUGAUCAGGAACGAUUCCAAGUGAAGAAUCCUCCCUCUGCUUACUUGCUGAAGCUCAAAAGUUAUCUUGACCAGGGAGGGGUCAGUCGCAAGUUCAAGAGGCGUGUCCAGGAGUCCACACAGGUCUUAAGAGAGCUGGAGAUUUCCCUGAGGACCAAUCAUAUCGGCUGGGCUCAGGAGUUUCUCGGUGAGGAGAACAGAGGUCUGGACGUCCUGGUUGACUACCUGUCCUUCGCCCAAUGUGCCGUCACCUAUGACAUGGAAAGUUUGGACAAUGGGACUUCCACACCAGAAAAAUCGGUGGAGGACUUGACGAGGAGUGCCAGUAACUCUCCAACCCAUGGCGGUUCUAAAGCUGCUCGUGCCCUUACUGUGAGAUUCAACUCUCUCCACAACAGGAAAGCACUGAGGAAGUCCCGCCUUGUCAGUCAGAAAGACGACGUUCACCUCUGCAUCAUGUGUCUACGUGCCAUCAUGAACUACCAGUCUGGGUUUAACCUGGUGAUGACCCACCCAUGCUGUGUGAACGAGAUCACGCUCAGCCUCAACAACAGGAACCCCAGGACCAAGGCCCUGGUGCUGGAGCUGCUGGCUGCCGUGUGUCUAGUGAGGGGGGGUCAUGACAUCAUCCUCUCCGCCUUCGACAACUUCAAAGAGGUAUGUGGAGAGAAGAGCCGCUUUGAGAAGCUCAUGGAGUAUUUCUGCAAUGAAGAAAGCAACAUUGACUUUAUGGUGGCGUGCAUGCAGUUCAUCAACAUUGUGGUCCACUCAGUGGAGAACAUGAACUGUAGGGUCCAUCUGCAGUAUGAGUUUACCCACCAUGGCCUGGAUGACUAUCUAGAGAGGUUAAAGUUCACGGAGAGUGACCGGCUGCUGGUGCAGAUCCAGGCCUACCUGGACAACGUGUUUGAUGUGGGGGCUCUGCUGGAGGAUGCAGAGACCAAGAACGCCCUGUUGGAACACAUGGAGGAGCUGCAGGAGCACAAUGCACAGAUAAGCAGCAGACUGGAAGAGAGCGAGAGGGAGGCGUUGGAGAAAGUGUCUGAGCUGGAGAAGCAACUCAUCCAGACCACCAAAGAGGUGGAGCUCCUAAAGGAGAGUCUGCGUGAGUCCUGUGCCCAGGGGACCAUUCUACAACAGCGGGAGAUAGAGCGAGAGAUAGAACGAGAGAGGGAAAAAGAGCGGGCGAGGGAUAGAGAUCGUUCGGCCCAGGCCUUAGCGGAGCUGGAGGAGAAAGUUCAGGGGCUUGUGUGCCAGGGGCUAAUUCGAAUGGAGCGCACGUCCUCGGGACACCUGGACCUCCAUGUGGUCCCUGUCAUCCCUCCUGUUUCCAUCCCUGCAAAAACAGAUGUCGAGGGCCCUCCCACAUCAGUAGUCCCUCCCCCUCCUCCACAAUUACCUGGUACAACAGAGGCCACAGCACAAGCCCCUCCUCCUCCCCCCCCUCCUCCUCCUCCUCCUCCUCCUCCCCCUACAUGCUCGACUGCACCACCUCCUCCGCCCCCACCUCCUCCAGGGGGUGGUAUGCCCCCACCACCUCCGGGCGGUGGAAUGCCCCCACCAUUUGGGGGUAUGCCUGAUGGACACACUGGUAACAGAAACAAGAAGCCCAUUCAGACUAAGUACCGUAUGCCUUCACUCAACUGGCAGGCCCUUAAACCCAACCAGGUGUCUGGAACCGUCUUCAAUGAGCUGGAUGAUGAGCUCGUGCUGGGGGUGCUAAACAUGGACGCCUUUGAGGAGCAGUUUAAGACCAAGGCCCAGACUGCCCCGGCUGACGUGGGGCCCCUGAGAGCGAAGGUGGCCCAGAAGACCCCCAGCAAAGUGUCCCUACUGGAGCCCAACAGAGCCAAGAACCUCGCCAUCACCCUGCGCAAGGGAGGCAUGGCCGCCUCAGACAUCUGUACUUCCAUAGAGACGUAUAACCAGGAAGCUCUGAGCCUGGACUUCCUGGAGCUGCUGGAGCGUUUCAUCCCCUCAGAGUACGAAGUCAAGCUCAUCCAGAACUACGAGCGAGACGGGAGGCCCCUGGACGAGCUCCCCGAGGAGGACCGCUUUAUGGUACGCUUUGGCAAGAUCCCCCGCCUGCCCCAGCGAAUCAGUACACUCACCUUCAUGGGCAACUUCCCAGAGAGCAUCCAGCUCAUCCAGCCGCAACUCAAUGCAAUCAUCGCUGCCUCAAUGUCAAUCAAGUCCUCUAGCAAGCUGAAGAAGAUCCUUGAGAUCAUCCUAGCCUUUGGAAACUACAUGAACAGCAGCAAGAGAGGAGCAGCCUAUGGGUUCCGCCUGCAGAGUCUCGACUUGCUAUUAGACACCAAGUCCACAGACCGGAGACAGACUCUGCUUCACUUCAUAGUGAACAUCAUCCAGGAGAAAUACCCCGAGCUCCAAACCUUCCACAGUGAGCUGUACUUCUUGGACAAGGCUGCUCUGGUGUCCCUGGACAGCAUUCUGCAGGACGUGCGUGCCUUGGAGAGGGGCAUGGAGGUGACCCGGAAGGAGUUUGCCAUACACGAAGACAACUCUGUGUUGCAGGAGUUCCUCACCAGCAACAAUGACAUGCUGGACUCUGUAGUAGGAGAUGGCAAGACAGCCCAGGAUGUGUAUGAAUCAGCGGUGGAGUACUUUGGAGAGAACCCUAAAACCACACCUCCCUCCAUGUUCUUCCCCGUCUUUGUUAGGUUCAUCAAGGCCUAUAAGCAAGCAGAGCAGGAGAAUGAGCAGAGGAAAAAGCAGGAUGUGUUGUCCAGUGAAUGGAAAACUGGGCCACUGUCAACCUCGCCUAAGCCUGAAACAUCCCAGAAGCAGGUACCCAUGAUGCCCCAGAUGGAUCUGAUAGCGGAGCUGAAGAGGCGGCAGGUGACCCCCCUGGUUCGGGAGGGCAAGGAUGGAGCCAUCGAGGACAUCAUCACAGACCUGAGGAACCAGCCAUACAGACGGACAGACGGGUCCCGAGUCAGCGCCAAGUGGAAGCCCAGACAGAAGCUCCAAGUCUCCUCCGACAUCUUCCUGUGAAACACUACACACACACGCUUGCUUACACACACACGCUUGCUUACACACACACACACACACACACACACACACACACACACACACACACACACACACACACACACACACACACACACACACACACACACACACACACACACACACACACACACACACACACACACACACACACACACACACACACACACACACACACACACACACACUCCAUUCAAAGCAUCACCCUCAUUUAAAUUCAUUGACAUAGAGCGCACACAAACUUGAAAUAAGUCCCCUAGGCUUAGCCCAGCCUGGCAGGUGAUUGGUUCUACCUGUGGUUCUACCCACAGCAAACCUCCACCCUCUAAGUAGAGCUUUAGGAAUAUUAGACUGUGAGGUGCUGUCUCCUAAUACCUCUCUGAUCCACAACAAACACCUACAGUAAAUACACUAUAUUCCUCAUCAUAAACUGGGUGAUUCGAGCCCUGACUGCUGGCUGGCUGAAAGGCGUGGUAUAUCAGACCGUAUACGAUGGGAAUGGCAAAACAUUUAUUUGCACUGCUCUGAUUACGUUGGUAACCAGUUUCUAAUAUCAAUAAGGCACCUUGGGGGUUUGUGAUAUAUGGCCAAUAUACCACGGGCUAAGGGCUGUGUUCUAGCACUUUGUGUUGCGUCGUGCCAAUGAACAGCCCUUGGCCUUGGUAUAUUGGCCAUAUACCAUAACUCCGCAGGCUUUUACUGAAGUAAACACUUCCUAUUUCUACAUAAUGUUAGUGGAGUAAGGGCUUGGCCAUGGAUGGACUUUAUAGUUCAACGGAAUGAUUUAAACCCUCAUUCUCUACAAUCCUAAUUUGAGCUUUAAGGACCCGUGUAUGGGAGGUUCAGCACUGGGACAGUGUACAUUAAGUAACAAUCAGUGAAAGCUAGCAAGACUCUACAUUUGUCUUUCAUAGUGAAUAGUUUGUUCUAUUUGUGGUACUCAGAUGGCUGCAGAUUGUCAAAUCCCAAUAACUGCUGUAUCUGGUGUAAAGGCAUAUUGACCUGUCUGUCUGUCUGUCUGUCUGUCUGUCUGUCUGUCUGUCUGUCUGUCUUAGGACAAGUAGGAUUACGACAGCUCAGAACGAAGCUUAGAACAUGAUUUGUAUUAUAUUCAAAAUAUUUGAAUGGAUAACCCUCUCUUUGUUUCACUAUUUUGGGUUUGAACUAAUAAAUAUUUUAUACUGUGAUUGUCUGCUACUUUAUAACACCAGAAGUCAUGAAACAUGAAAUUGGUUUGGAGUUCAUCUCAGACCCUGAAUGAAUUUGAAUCAAAUCCUUUCUUGUAUAAGAGGUUCACUUUUAUUGUCACAAAAACACAACAGAGAGGUACAAAAGCAGCAGUCUUUGUUAAGUACCAUAGUUGAUCAUCUUCUCACAAAAAGCAGCAACAGUUCUUUCAGUAUGUAGAAUUGGCGUAGCAUUUGCACUGUUAGUUGGUCUUUAGCAUACCGUAUUGCUGUGUCAUUCUUCUUCAGCACUCAUAAACAACACUUAUCUCACACGCACAGCGAGAAUCACUCUCAGAAUAACGGAAGAGUAGUUGCUCUACGAUGUUUUCAGAUCUUUUUCUUAACAUCAACGUUGACAGUGACAUUUGUUUUGACUGACCCUGUUGCACAUGAUACAAAAUCUAUUAUCCUGUACAAUGUUUCAUCUAAUAUACACUUACAGUUAUACACAGAGGAGAGGUAUUGACAGAAGUAGCAGAACCUUUUGUUGACCCAGCGUGCAAAUUCCGGGAAUGUACAGUAUGUGCAUGCUGUUUGGAUUACGUUUCUCUCAACAACAACAACAACAACAACAAAAAGAAAUUCACAUAAAUCCAUAUAAGUAACAUCUUCUCGGUCUAUUUACAUGAUUUUUAACACCCACAGACUACUUUAAACGACCACACAUUCAUCGAGAAACCAUAUUGUACGUACGAUAUAGUUUACUUUUGAUUAGGAUAGAGGAAGACAGUUGUGGGUAGUCACCAGUGAGUACUUGUAAAGAGGGAUGAGGAAAUGUGCUCUGGGUCUCUCUAUUUCUUUCGUUCCCUCUAUCCGUGCAAGCUGAGUGUAGUGCUACUUUAAGUAGUUCACAACCCUUCAUCAUUGAUUUCUAUUGUUUCCCAAACAAGCCUCCCAAAGGUUUCAGAUUUUUCACAAUUGUCACUGCAUGUGUUCUUUGCAUCCUGCCAUGAACCAUAUUAGUCUAUGACAAGAAAUGAUACAAACUAUUUGCUCAAUGGCCUAAGUAAGUACUAAGGAACCAAAAUGAUGGCAAUAGAAAACAAAACACACACAAAUUCAUUUACAGAAUACAUUUCUAAAAUGUGGUUAUGAAUCCUCUUUUCAAGUAUAAAAAUACAGUCUUGAUAAUAUAAAACAUAGAUGAAGAUUGAAUUAUGUACAUGAUAUAAUCACUGCAAACAAUAACUAUUGGGUAGUAUACUAUUUUCUCACAAUACAGUAUAUCUCUGAUAUGAUUUAGAUUAUUCUGAGGUUAAUUGCGUGGUCUUUAUUUUCAUAUUAGCUCUUAUUUCUAUAUUUAAAAUGAAUAAUAUUAAUGUCUAGGAUUUACCAAGGGUGAUGUUUUAUCUCCAGUUAUGUAUAUUUUUUGUGCCAGUGGUAUAUAUUUGUGCACAGAGAGCUUCCAUGGCAAUAUUUUUACACUUUCCUCCAGCAGUUUCAGACAGCACAUAACCCUUCUGUGGGAUUAUCUGACUUGCAUUUAGUGGCAUGGUAAAAUAAAAAAAUAAAAAAA
Molecule: messenger RNA, 6677 nt
Organism: Oncorhynchus mykiss (rainbow trout)
Lineage: Eukaryota; Metazoa; Chordata; Actinopteri; Salmoniformes; Salmonidae
Product: formin-like protein 1
Biological process (GO): regulation of cell shape; cortical actin cytoskeleton organization; cell migration
Cellular component (GO): cytosol
Molecular function (GO): actin filament binding; small GTPase binding
Source: RefSeq, a predicted model, not a curated record